Molecule: messenger RNA, 1990 nt
Organism: Herpailurus yagouaroundi (jaguarundi)
Lineage: Eukaryota; Metazoa; Chordata; Mammalia; Carnivora; Felidae
Gene: SLC35A1
Product: solute carrier family 35 member A1
Exons: 8
Coding region: 181-1194 (337 amino acids)
Biological process (GO): pyrimidine nucleotide-sugar transmembrane transport
Cellular component (GO): Golgi membrane
Molecular function (GO): pyrimidine nucleotide-sugar transmembrane transporter activity
Source: RefSeq, a predicted model, not a curated record
CGGAUUGCGGAGCCUAAUCUUGGCUCCAGGCUGGGCAGGAAGUUGGCAGAUGGUCGGCUGACGAGGCGCUCUAGGCCGAGCGGUUUUCGUCUCUAUGACCACAGGAGGCGGUCUCCGGUGUCCCGAGGAGGGCGCUUGGAGGGGGCGUGCGUCAGUUCCGCGCGGGGCUGUCGGGGAACCAUGGCUGCCCCAAGAGAAAAUGUCAGUUUAUUAUUCAAGUUAUACUGCUUGGCAGUGAUGACCCUGGUGGCUGCAGCUUAUACGAUAGCUUUAAGAUACACAAGGACAUCAGACAGAGAACUCUACUUUUCAACCACAGCCGUGUGUAUCACAGAAGUUAUAAAGUUAUUGCUAAGUGUGGGAAUUUUAGCUAAAGAAACUGGUAGUCUGGGUAGAUUCAAGGCGUCUUUACGAGAAAAUGUUUUGGGGAGCCCCAAGGAACUGAUGAAGUUAAGUGUGCCAUCAUUAGUGUAUGCUGUUCAGAACAAUAUGGCUUUCCUAGCUCUUAGCAAUCUGGAUGCAGCAGUAUACCAGGUGACCUAUCAGUUGAAGAUUCCCUGCACUGCUUUAUGUACUGUUUUAAUGUUAAACAGGACACUCAGCAAAUUACAGUGGAUUUCAGUUUUUAUGCUAUGUGGUGGAGUCAUACUUGUACAGUGGAAACCAGCUCAAGCUACAAAAGUUGUGGUGGAACAGAACCCAUUGUUAGGGUUUGGCGCUAUAGCUAUUGCUGUAUUGUGCUCAGGAUUUGCAGGAGUGUACUUUGAAAAAGUUUUAAAGAGUUCAGACACUUCCCUCUGGGUGAGAAACAUUCAAAUGUAUCUAUCAGGGAUUGUUGUGACAUUAGUUGGCGUCUACUUGUCAGAUGGAGCUGAAAUUAAAGAAAAAGGAUUUUUCUAUGGUUACACAUAUUAUGUCUGGUUUGUCAUCUUUCUUGCAAGUGUUGGAGGCCUCUACACUUCUGUUGUGGUCAAGUACACAGACAACAUCAUGAAGGGCUUUUCUGCAGCAGCAGCCAUUGUCCUUUCUACCAUCGCUUCAGUGAUGCUAUUUGGGUUGCAGAUAACACCCACCUUUGCUCUGGGUACUCUUCUUGUAUGUGUUUCUAUAUAUCUCUAUGGAUUACCCAGACAAGACACUACAUCCAUCCAACAGGGAGAAACAACUUCAAAAGAGAGAGUUAGUGGUGUGUGAUUUCAGCCUCAAAAGACUCUUACCAAGACAAAAACUGUUUGCAUUAAACUAGAGCCUUAAGUCAAUCCGAGAAGGUAGCUUAAACAAAAACAUGUUAACUGUGUCAUAAGAAUUAAGAAGAAAGCUAUCUGAAUGAACUGCUACAAAGAUUUAAUGUGACCUGUUUUGGGUCAACCUGUUUUGUUUCAGAAUGAAAGACUUUUAUUGUAUAUAUAAUGUAUAUAAAAAAGUAUGGAGAGGGUAUGAUAUUACAAAAAAAAUCAUGUGAGGAUACAAUAUUCAAGUAACAAGGUUUGGGACAAGGUUAAGGGUUAAAGUGCCAAAGCCAUUUCUGUACGAACUGUUUUCUUGUUCAGGAACCAGGGGAGAAGGAUGACCCCUCCUUGUUCUCCAAUUCAUGUACAGUAUUUCAUCCCAGCAGCAGUAAGACCCAGCUAGCUCUUUUCUUACAAAAGAGAGGCAUAAGCAAGCCAGGCUAGUUCAGAAACAAACUGAAUGUUUAACUUCUCAAACUGAAUCUAUUUCAUAAUGCAGGCAAUGACUUCUGGGUGGUGACAGAGUACUCCUGUUAAGUGCUGUAUUUGUGCCAUUCAUUGUCUGGAUUCGUAUUUCUUUGCUGUUAGAUGAUCUACUUUUCUUCAAAAAAUAUUUCUAAUGUCACUUUUGUACUUUUUUUUAUAAAGUAUGUUUAAAACUAUUGGGCUGUCAAUAAUUUGUGAAAUUUUAGUGUUUUUAAAAAUUUUUCUAUAAUGUUAAUGGGGAAAUUCAGCAAUAAACUUAAUUUAUUUAUAUGCAA